Enhydra lutris kenyoni (northern sea otter) is the source of this 1230-nucleotide messenger RNA. RefSeq names its product neuronal differentiation 1. Lineage: Eukaryota; Metazoa; Chordata; Mammalia; Carnivora; Mustelidae. The transcript has a single exon. Gene Ontology annotation, molecular function: protein dimerization activity. Gene Ontology annotation, biological process: regulation of DNA-templated transcription; nervous system development. The record is from RefSeq and is a predicted model, not a curated record. Bases 1 to 1071 code for a protein of 356 amino acids.
AUGACCAAAUCAUACAGCGAGAGCGGGCUGAUGGGCGAGCCUCAGCCCCAGGGUCCUCCCAGCUGGACAGACGAAUGUCUCAGUUCUCAGGACGAGGAGCACGAGGCAGACAAGAAGGAGGACGACCUCGAAGCGAUGAACGCGGAAGAGGACUCACUGAGGAACGGGGCAGAGGAGGAGGACGAAGACGAGGAUCUGGAAGAGGAGGAAGAAGAGGAAGAGGAAGACGACGAUCAGAAGCCCAAGAGACGGGGCCCCAAAAAGAAGAAGAUGACCAAGGCGCGCCUGGAGCGUUUUAAGCUAAGGCGCAUGAAGGCCAACGCCCGGGAACGGAACCGCAUGCACGGGCUAAACGCGGCUCUGGACAACCUGCGCAAGGUGGUGCCCUGCUAUUCCAAGACGCAGAAGCUGUCCAAAAUCGAGACGCUGCGCCUGGCCAAGAACUACAUCUGGGCUCUGUCAGAGAUCCUGCGUUCAGGCAAAAGCCCUGAUCUGGUUUCCUUCGUACAGACUCUCUGCAAGGGCUUAUCCCAGCCCACCACCAACCUGGUUGCCGGCUGCCUGCAGCUUAAUCCUCGGACUUUUCUGCCUGAGCAGAACCAGGACAUGCCUCCGCACCUGCCUACCGCCAGCGCUUCCUUCCCUGUGCACCCGUACUCUUACCAGUCGCCGGGGCUGCCCAGUCCGCCCUACGGUACCAUGGACAGCUCCCAUGUCUUCCACGUUAAGCCGCCGCCGCACGCCUACAGCGCUGCGCUUGAGCCCUUCUUUGAAAGCCCCCUGACUGACUGCACCAGCCCUUCCUUUGACGGACCCCUCAGCCCGCCGCUCAGUAUCAAUGGCAACUUCUCUUUCAAACACGAACCGUCCGCGGAGUUUGAGAAAAAUUAUGCCUUUACCAUGCACUAUCCUGCAGCGACCUUGGCAGGGGCCCAAAGCCACGGAUCAAUCUUCUCGGGCGCCGCUGCCCCUCGCUGUGAGAUCCCUAUAGACAAUAUCAUGUCCUUCGAUAGCCAUUCACAUCAUGAGCGAGUCAUGAGUGCCCAGCUCAAUGCCAUCUUUCACGAUUAGAAGCAUGUCAGUUUCACCAUCCCCGGGAAACGUACCCACUGUGCUUACAGUGACUGUGGUGUUUACAAAAGGCAGCCCUUUGGGUACUAUUGCUGCAAAGUGCAAAUACUCCAAGCUUCAAGUGAUAUAUGUAUUUAUUGUCGUUACUGCCUUUGGAAG